Molecule: messenger RNA, 3810 nt
Organism: Phacochoerus africanus (Common warthog)
Lineage: Eukaryota; Metazoa; Chordata; Mammalia; Artiodactyla; Suidae
Gene: ADGRG1
Product: adhesion G protein-coupled receptor G1
Exons: 14
Coding region: 359-2428 (689 amino acids)
Biological process (GO): cell surface receptor signaling pathway; adenylate cyclase-activating G protein-coupled receptor signaling pathway
Cellular component (GO): membrane
Molecular function (GO): G protein-coupled receptor activity; heparin binding
Source: RefSeq, a predicted model, not a curated record
UCCCCUGUGUCCCCGUCUCAGCUCUCUCAGCCCUGCCCCCUCCCAGCCUCCCUCUGAGAAAUCCAUGACUCACGUAUGGUGAGCUAGGAGGAGGGAGGAGCCCAGCUGGGGCAGGAGGGGGUGAUUCCCCCCCCCCACCACUCACCCGGGCGCCUCCCCCGGCUCCACACUGGCUGCCCGCCUUGCCCUGCUUCAGGAGGGGGGUCGGGAGCCUCCACACUCAGGACUUCUCUCAGCAGCAGGACCACAGCUGGCAGGUUAAACCCCGGAGGUGGAUCUCGAAAGGCGGUUCAGCUGCCUGGCCCCACGUGGGACUUUCUCUCCAUCCGUCACCAGGUGGUGCCUUCUCAGGGUGACCAUGGGGAGGAAGACAGCUGCCCAGGUGUUGCUGCAGAUGACACUGUUCCUGCUGGGUCUGCUCCUGGUUCAAGGUGCCCACGAAGGGAGCUCCCGGGAAGACUUCCGCUUCUGUGGCCAGCGGAACCAGACGCAGGAGAGCAGCCUCCGUUACAAUCGGACGGCCGAGCUGCACAUCUCCAUCCGCAACUCCGAGGAGGCCCUCACGGUCCACGCGCCCUUCCACGGCGCCCAUCCAGCAUCUUGGCCCUUCCCCCACCCCAGGGGCCUCUACCACUUCUGCCUCUACUGGGACCGCCGUGCGGGCCACCUGCGUCUUCGCUACGGCAAGAGCGACUUCGUGCUGAGCCGCCAAGCCUCGGACCUCCUCUGCUUCCGGCAUCAGGAGAGCGUGGCCCAGGGAAGCCCGCUGUUUGCCACCUCCGUCCGCUCCUGGUGGAGCCCCCAGAACACCAGUCUGCCCAGGGCAGCUGGCUUCGUCUUCUCCUUCCACAAUGCCCCUCCAAAGACCCCCCACAACGCCUCGGUGGACAUAUGUGAGCUCAAGAGAGAUCUCCAGCUGCUCAGCCAGCUUCUGAAGCACCCUCAGAAGACCUCAAGAAGGCACCAGUUCAUCCCUGCCAGCCAGCGGCUGCAGAGCCUGGAGUCGAAGCUGACCUCCGUGAGCUUCACAGGGGACUCGGCGUCCUUUGAAGAGGACCGCAUCAACGCCACGGUGUGGAAGCUCCGGCCCACAGCCAGCCUCCAGGACCUGCACAUCCACGCCCGGCAGGAGGAGGAGCAGAGCGAGAUCCUGGAGUACUCGGUGCUGCUGCCCCGCGCAGUCUUCCAGAAGACCAAAGGCCGGAGGGAGGAGGCUGAAAAGAGACUCCUCCUGGUGGACUUCAGCAGCCAAGCCCUCUUCCAGGACAAGAAUUCCAGCCAGGUCUUGGGAGAGAAGGUCUUGGGUAUUGUCGUGGAGAACACCAAAGUAGCCAACCUCUCGGAGCCCGUGGUGCUCACCUUCCAGCACCAACCACAGCCGAAGAAUGUGACUCUUCAGUGUGUAUUCUGGGUCGAAGGCCUGACACUGAGCAGCCCGGGGAGCUGGAGCGAUGCCGGGUGUGAGACCAUCAGGAGAGAGACGCAGACAUCCUGCCUCUGCAACCACCUGACCUACUUUGCGGUGCUGAUGGUGGCCUCCGUGGAGGUGGACGCCGCCCACAAGCACUACCUGACCCUCCUCUCCUACGUGGGCUGUGUCAUCUCUGCCCUGGCCUGCGUCCUCACCAUCGCCGCCUACCUCUGCUCCAGGAGGAAGUCUAGGGAUUACACCAUCAAGGUGCACAUGAACCUGCUGCUGGCUGUCUUCCUGCUGGACGUGAGCUUCCUGCUCAGCGAGCCCGUGGCCCUGGCAGGCUCCGAGGCCGCCUGCCGCGCCAGCGCCAUCUUCCUGCACUUCUCUCUACUCGCCUGCCUCUCGUGGAUGGGCCUUGAGGGCUACAACCUCUACCGACUGGUGGUCGAGGUCUUUGGCACCUACGUCCCUGGCUACCUGCUCAAACUCAGCAUCGUGGGCUGGGGCUUCCCCAUCUUCCUGGUGGCGUUGGUGGCACUGGUGGAUGUGAACAACUAUGGCCCCAUCAUCCUAGCUGUGCACAGGACUCCAGAGAGUGUCAUCUAUCCUUCCAUGUGCUGGAUCCGUGACUCCCUGGUCAGCCAUGUCACCAACCUGGGCCUCUUCAGCCUGGUGUUUCUGUUCAACAUGGCCAUGCUGGGCACCAUGGUGGUACAGAUCCUGCGGCUGCGCCCCCAUGCCCAGAAGUGGCCCCAUGUGCUGACAUUACUGGGCCUCAGUCUGGUCCUUGGCCUGCCCUGGGCCUUGGUCUUUUUCUCCUUUGCUUCUGGCACCUUCCAGCUUGUCGUCCUCUAUUUCUUCAGCAUCAUCACCUCCUUCCAAGGCUUCCUCAUCUUCCUCUGGUACUGGUCCAUGCGCCUGCAGGCCCGGGGCGGGCCUUCCCCUCUGAAGAGCAGCUCAGACAGUGCCAGGCUCCCCAUCAGCUCUGGCAGCACCUCGUCCAGCCGCAUCUAGGCCACCAGCCCCCCCGCCGGUGUGAGGAAGCCAAGAUGCGACCUCUCUUCACUGCUCCCUGUGGCUGCUUCAGCCAGGCCCGGCCCUUGGUGAGCAAGCCGGAGCCUUGAGAGGGCCCGAGGACCUUGGAGGGAUGGGGCUGUCACCAUGGCAGCCAGACUCCCAGGCUGGACCUUCUGAAUUUGCCUGGGGACUCCUGGGCUCUCUGGUCCAGGCUGCUGGGGCUUAGGUGUGGGACUGUCCCCAGCCAUCCUAGCCUGGAGCUGAAGCCUGGUCUCGACUUAGUACCAUGGGGCCAGCGCUCGUGGCUUGGGGUAGGGAGUCUGUAGGCCUUGGACCUUGGAGGCAGGUGGCAUCCUUGUCCCCAGCCCAGGACAGAAAUGUGCCGUAGCUGCUCUCUCUGUGUCUGAUGACCACGAGGGACUCUGUAGCCCCUGCCAUUUUAACCUCCGGAUGGCACACAGGGAAACGGGUUGGGACAGUGCUUUGGGCCAGACCCUUGGAGGAGCAGAGCCCCUCCCUGGAGCAUCACAACAGCUCCCCUACCUCUGAGCCCAGGGCCCUGGCCCUUGGCUUCCCUCCCCAGCCCUUCCUCUCCCCUUCCUGGUCCUCCCUUCCUCUCCUGGGACCUCUCUACCCCUCCGUGCACAGCCCGGGGUCCCCAGUUCCAAUGCUGGAUUUGGGGUGGUGGUUCCCAAGAGCCGCCUGGUACCUACUGUAAAACUUUCUCUACUGCAUGGGCCUCUGCCUGCCACUGACUCAGGCUUAGUGUAGACGUUCUGGGCUGGGCUACGUCCGUCUUGCCAUCUGGGCCUCUCCGGAAGCUGUAUCACCCUUGCUCACCACUGCCGAGCCCACACCUCACAGGGCCUUGCAACCUCUCCUGAAGCCGCUUUGUGGCAAGAACUGUGGAUCAUAGCCCCCCAAAUGUGUUUCCACCCCAGCAUUCUGAAGACUGAGACACGCCUCCCCUGAUGAUCUAGAGCCUAAUGGGCUCCUAAAAGGCCAUCUCAGAACCCUUGCAGACACUCUUGAGCACACCGCAGCCCAGCGCAGUUAAUUCUGCUGGACCCAGCUGGCCAGACCGGGUUGCUCCCCCUCUGAGCGCUCAUUCUGAUAUGGGAGGCGUGCAUGAGACAAGAACUCUUGGAGCUACAGGCACCGAGUUGGGGGAGCCAUCAUUCCUGGUUGGAAUCCAAGAAGACUUCCCGCAGGAGGCGGCAUUUCACCUGGAUCUCAGCCUUAAAGAUGGGGAGGAUUUGCUUUGUAAUUACCAGUUCAUUUGUCUUUGGCUAUCAGAGAGAAGUACAUGUUUGUUGUAGAGAAUUCGGAAAUGUAGAAGAAUACACAGAAGAAAAUAAAAGUCAGCUCUUAUCACCUAA